Messenger RNA from Trichomonas vaginalis G3, 384 nucleotides. RefSeq lists its product as uncharacterized. Bases 1 to 384 code for a protein of 127 amino acids. The record is from RefSeq and is a predicted model, not a curated record. The transcript has a single exon. NCBI's taxonomy places the organism in Eukaryota, Parabasalia, Trichomonadida, Trichomonadidae.
AUGCUCUGCUUUUUACUGAUUGCAGCUCUUUCUAUUCGGCAGCCAAAACAUGACGAAGGCGAUCUUUUAGAGGAAGUUUUAGACGAAUUAAAAUCACUACGCCAAGAGCUAAAAGAAUUACAGGAAUCUUUACCAAAAGAAAAAUCGGAAUUCAUACACUUUGGCAAAAUUUUAACAGAGCAGGAUCUUCCGAAGGCCCCUGUACCAGAACCGGCAGUAAGGCCCCCAGAUACAGCUGCAAGGGAUAUACCACAAUCAGAUGUUCCAAGCUCCCCCUUACCAAAGCCGGCAGCAAGGCCACCAAAUCCAGAUGUGGUGGAUUCAGCACGGCCAGAUGUUCCACCAGCAACUCCAUCACCAACGCAGAUAGAUAUUACCCUUUAA